AAAUUAUUUUUUUUUUUUAGUGUUGAAAAAAAGAGUAUUGGAUAACGAAUAAAAUUUUAACGAAUGUUCAUCAGGUUUCUCUGUCGCCUUGGAUGGAUAAGGAUAAUAUACUUAUUUGAAGUUUCCUUCAGGAAUAAAAAAUUCGACAAAAUGGUUUGCUUGGAGGAUGCACGUACCUGAUAUUGGGAUUGAAAGAGCAAAUGCCAUUCAACAUGAGUACGAUGAACAGAGAAAUUAAUAAAAACGAAAUUAAUGAGAAAUUAAAUAAGAUAAAUUCCAUUGAGGAAUUUUACGCUGGUACUGGGAUUCUAGUGACGGGAGCAACAGGUUUUGUAGGGAAAGCUCUCCUCGAGAAGCUGAUGCGCGUGUGUUCACGCGUCGCUGCAAUUUUUAUACUUAUUCGACCGAAGAAGAACCAAACGAUAGAAGAAAGAUUUAAGAAGCUCAUAGAAGAUCCUAUUUAUGACAGCGUAAGAAAAAGAGAUCCCUCAAUUUUCGGCAAAAUUUGCCCCAUAAAAAGUGACGUAAGCCUGCCAGAUCUAGGUCUUUCGGGAGAAGACAGGGCUACAUUGAGAGAAAAUGUGAACAUAGUGUUUCAUGUCGCGGCCACUGUAAGAUUCAACGAACCACUGGACGUGGCUGUCAACAUGAAUACGAAAGGCACUGCUCGUAUAAUCAAAUUGUGCAAAGAGCUGAAGCAUGUAAUUAGCAUCAUCCACGUUAGCACAGCUUACAGUAAUACAAAUUUAUCAGAGAUCGACGAAAAAGUUUACACCACGAGCUUAGAACCUUCUGCAGUGAUCGAUAUGUGCGAGAAACAAGAUAGAAAAUCGAUCAAACAACUGGAAGAAAGAAUUUUGAAAGUGCAUCCAAACACGUACACCUUCACUAAAAAUCUAGCGGAGCAGAUUGUGGCUAGCAAUAGUAACGGUUUGCCAGUUGCGAUAGUACGACCAAGUAUAAUUGGUGCCUCGCUGGAAGAACCGUGUCCUGGCUGGGUGGACAAUAUAUAUGGACUGACAAGCAUCUUUCUACAAAUUGGGAAAGGUACUGCAAAAGCGAUAGUAGGAAAGAAAGACGCAAAAUUGGACGUAGUGCCUGUUGAUUUUGUAGUCGACAUAAUAAUAUGUGCAGCGUGGCAUAUAACACUGCAGCAUGAUAAUAAAGUUAAAGUAUAUAACUGCACAAGUAACGCAUAUCCCUUCAGAUGGGGUCAGAUGAAAGAUAUAAUCGUACAAUGUAGCAUUGAAACGCCGCUGAACGAUGUGUUAUGGUAUCCGUGUUGUAAAGUAGUAGCUAAUAAAUUUGUUUAUAACGUUUUGAAUAUGCUUCUACACAUUUUACCAGCGUUUGUCACAGAUAUCUUUUUAAAACUACUAGGUAGUAAACCAAUGAUGAUGAAAAUUAUCAAAUAUUUUAAUCAGCUAGUUGCAGCGACAGCGUACUUCAGUACGCACGAGUGGACAUUCCACAGAAACAAUAUUACGGACAUGAUGAAGAAAGUAAAGACACUGAAAGAUAACGACAUCGUGAAAUUAGAUUUAAAAGAUAUGGAUUGGAAAAAGUAUGCUACAAAUUACAUGAUGGGAAUUAAGAAAUUUAUUUUGAAAGAAGACUGUAAAUCUAUGAAUGUGGUGCGACAACGAUUAUCGCUGUUGUACUGGAUACAUCAGAUAACUAUGGCAUCAAGUACAAUGGUUAUUUUGGCAAUAAUAUUGCGUAUUACAUACUGGCUACUUAUUUGUUUUUAAUUUAAGUAAAACUUGAUUAUUUCUGUAAAUAUUAAAAAUA
This is a messenger RNA of Frieseomelitta varia, 1791 nucleotides long. RefSeq names its product fatty acyl-CoA reductase 1-like. The transcript is spliced from 8 exons. The record is from RefSeq and is a predicted model, not a curated record. NCBI's taxonomy places the organism in Eukaryota, Metazoa, Arthropoda, Insecta, Hymenoptera, Apidae. Gene Ontology annotation, cellular component: peroxisome. Gene Ontology annotation, molecular function: alcohol-forming very long-chain fatty acyl-CoA reductase (NADP+) activity. Bases 201 to 1751 code for a protein of 516 amino acids. Gene Ontology annotation, biological process: long-chain fatty-acyl-CoA metabolic process.